AUGGGGACUGAUGUGCGAGAGCCCGGCCUAUGGGCAGAACAUAUUCUGAACAUGCCAUGGCCAGUCAGGAUUGAGGGCAAGCAGGCGAAGACAGAUCUGAUGUGUGCGUUGCACCUCCUGCCACCAAAGCAAGAGUUGGCCCUGCGGCCUGGCCGCCAAACCAUGUGGACUGAUGAAAAUCUUUCACGAGAAAUCAGUCUGGAGAUUGCCCGUGUUGAAGCCGCCACUAUCCAAGUGGUUGGAACUGUUCAGCAAACUGAGUGCACGCACUGUCAACAAAAAGAUGGCCCAUUCGCGCUCUGCGUGAAGGCUCCAGGAUCCUCCGUGUGCGGCAAUUGCCGCUGGAAGGGGAACAUGAAUGGUUGCUCAUUCUACGACGUGUCUGUUCUUGGGCCGCCGCAGCCUAUUUUGCCUCCUCUUUCUGGUCGUCGCUCUCGGCCAGCUCCUUCAACCGCGUCCCAAGCAGAUCCUGACAAACAGAAGAAGAAGAAAGAGGAAAUCGAUUCUGUUCGUCAGGAGAAGGAGGCAAUCCGUCACGAGCGAUCAGUUCUGAAGGCCAAAAUGAAGAAUCUUCGACAGAUCAUACGAGAUUCGCGCAUUGAGUCUGAGCAAGUUGCCGAUUACAACCCCCAGAAUCACCAGCCUCUCUCACCUGAGCACAGUGUGCAUCUUUUGAGUGAAUACAAUCUAUUCUUGGGUGAUGAAUUUGUGCGGUCGCGGCGCGCAUUGAUCGACGAGGUCAUGACAACGUUUGAGGCUAUUAUGACUAGGAUAUCGCUUUGCUGGACCGUCUGA
Messenger RNA from Penicillium longicatenatum, 795 nucleotides. RefSeq names its product DUF3716 domain-containing protein. The coding region runs from base 1 to 795 and encodes 264 amino acids. The record is from RefSeq and is a predicted model, not a curated record. The transcript has a single exon. NCBI's taxonomy places the organism in Eukaryota, Fungi, Ascomycota, Eurotiomycetes, Eurotiales, Aspergillaceae.